AUGUAUGGAUUUAAACCAAGAAUGGGCAACACAAGUAAAAAGUUAGCAGCAAAAUGCACUCUGCUCACAAAAGAAGAACAGAAAUAUGUUGCUGCAACAUUCAGAGCAGCAAGUAAAAAUUCAGAGAAGAUUCGUGAGGAGGAUCUCAUCGUGAGUGGAAAAGUAGAUGCAGUCUUGUUAGAAAAAUACUGGGGUCCCCAAAUAGAUCCAAGGUUAGCCCAAUACCUGUCAAACUUCCUCUUUGGAUCUGGUCAGCAGAAGUCGCCAACGUGUGACUUUAAUAGAUUCGCGGAGCUAUACGUAUACAACGUCAGAGGCACCGUCGAAGAACGCUUGGCCGUGAUCUACAACUGUUUGGGCAAGGACUUUAAUGAGGAUGUAGAACUGCCUUACCAGCUCCUCAAAGAGUUCUGCGAAAGUAUAGCGUCCACAUACAUCAAGAUUGUCAAAUCGUCGACAUCCAAGCGAGCGCGCGUCUGGAUAGAAAAGGGGUUUAGGGCUAGCGCAUCGUACGUCCAAGCUUUGGGCGAGGCCGUGGCUGCAACAGUGGGUGGUGAUCUGGACUCGCCUCACCAUCAUUGCAAUGCUCAGCAACUGUCUAAAUGGUUGCAAUCCAACAUUCUACUAAAGCAAUUGGCUGAGCUGGUGUUUGUUAAUUUAUACGGAAUAAACAAGCGUUCCGGAGAUGAAAGCCCGACGCCUCUACCUCCCGCCCCCGCCACUAUGCUACCCGGGUCUGAGGGUUUAGAUGCAAUGCCAGAUUACCCAGCCUUCAUCGACCUCUCUCACAUAGUUUGGAUCAACAGCCACCUUCCACAAAAGUACCAGCACAAAUGGCGUUUCCUAUUCUCCUCUCAUAUUCAUGGAGAAUCUUUCUCCACUAUGGCUGGUCGUAUCCAAGAACAGGGUCCAUCCAUUCUUAUCAUCGAGGACAACAGCGGUUUCAUAUUCGGGGGCUUCGCCACCGCCUCUUGGGCAUGGAGCCCUAAUUGGACGGGGACAGAUGAGGCAUUCUUGUUUACGUGUGCACCGCGCAUGCGCAUAUACCCUGCUACGAGCUACAACGACCACUAUCAAUACAUGAACCAUCAUACUAAAACACUGCCUAAUGGUAUGUUAAUGGGUGGUCAAUUGGAAUUUGGUGGCAUAUGGAUACCGGCAGAGCCAUUUGGUGAAGGUUCUUCAUCGGAGUCAUGUUCCACUUUCCGUGGCUACCGGCGUCUUAGUAAAGAACCUCACUUCCGCUUCCGUUCCAUUGAGGUUUGGGGUGUUGGGGACAAACCAUCGCUUGAUAAAGAUGAGGAUGAACGUGACAUAACGAGGGACUACGAGAAGAGCCGCCUUUAUAAUCCUGAGUUACAUUGGAACAUUUGUGAAACACUACGGGUGAUCUGA
Messenger RNA from Leptosia nina, 1395 nucleotides. Lineage: Eukaryota; Metazoa; Arthropoda; Insecta; Lepidoptera; Pieridae. The record is from the annotation of a GenBank genome assembly.